AUACAACAGCUUGCCUGUUAAGAAACAAAAAACUCUAUUUCACCUUCAUUACAUGAACUAUUAAAGAAAUCGUUCUCUUGCUUGCAUGGUCGGGCAUGCAAAUUAUUGUCAAGCUGUUAAGUCAACUGUGAAAACUUCCUUUUUCUGAUUGUGACUCCAGAUAGGAUACACCCGCUAAGAGAGUUAGUCAUAUGUGAAAAUGAGGGUUCGUACAGUCUGCUGGUUGUUUUUCCUGGCCAUAGCAAAAGGUUGCAACAACCCAAACCCCUUCACACUAGAACCCACUCAGCUGACGGCUAAAGAGGGGUCCUGCGUUGAAAUCAUAUGCAAAGUCACAAAAUCUAUUGUUAAUAAUGGACAAACGUACUGGUUUUGGAUGAAAGAUCCAGUAUAUAAUAUGACAAAGAAAGAUUUUGACGCCACCAUUAUAUACAGUAGUCAAGAGUCCGAACGUCCCGUCAGUCCAGACUUUGCAAACCGAACAACAUAUAUUGACUCUUCAAGUUGGAAGAGUAUUCCAGCACGCAUUUAUGAUUAUUCGCAAUGCAGUAUUUUGAUCUGCAAUCUGAAUAAAACAGACAGCGGAAACUAUUCUUUUAGAUAUGUGGACAAACAAAAUAAAUGUAAUACAUGGGCUACUAAGCCAGAGGCCAAUCUCACAGUAGUGGACAACCCAUGCCCGAUCACGUUUGAGAAGCAGCCUGUUGUGACGGAAAAUAACACGAUAACCCUCAGAUGUGCCACUUUGAGUUCAUGUCCUUCAAGCCUACAAAUUCAGGGUUUGACACCACCGCUGCCACACAAUCUUCAGAAGAAUUCAGAGGAGUUCAAAGUCAUCACACACAGCUUUAACGCCACCUGGGAGGACAACGGGAGAGUGUUGUCAUGUCAAACUCAAGAUACCAUCGACAAAUAUCUGAUUCAGAAUAUCACCCUGACUGUUGAAUAUCCUCCUAAAGGCAUACGGGCUGUGAUAAGCUCCAACACUCCAAAGGAGGCAGAGCCUGUGACUUUCACAUGCUCUGCCAGAGGGACACCUGCAGUCAUCUUCACUUGGUUUAAAGUAGGACAUGGCGGUCACAAAAAUGUGUUUUCAGGGGCCAAUUGGACAAUCGGAUCAAUCAACGAUUCACUGAAUGGAUCAUACUAUUGUCAAGCUAAAAACGAACAUGGAGAGCAGCAAUCAAAUGUAGUCACAAUUGAUGUACAAUAUUGUCCCGAUGUCGAGAUACUGAUUCAACCAGAGACACAGCUUUCGGAUGACAAACGCUAUGAAGUUGGAGAAGGAUAUACAGUUGCUCUUAUAUGUAAUGUGAUUAGAGCCAACCCACCGCCUCACACAUUUAACUGGUAUAAAGGUUCAACUCUUGUUUAUACACAUACAGAUGCCUAUCAUAUCAAAAGCAUAAAGCCUGAAGACAGUGGCUUCUACACAUGUGAAGCCAGUAACACUGUGGGUUCAAGAACAUCACAGGGACGUCAGCUUAAUGUUUUAUACAAGCCAAUGAACACCAGAAUUUCCGUCCAGGGUGCUGUUAACAACAUGGUGACAGUUGGCAGCAGUGUCACAUUCAAAUGCAAUACUGAUGCAUAUCCAAAUGAUGUAGAGAAAUCCUUGUACAGUUUCAAACAGACUGACCCUUCACAGUGGACAGCCAUAACAAGCUGGACGAUGUUGGUUCAAAGAACAGAUGAAGCAUGCUACAUAUGCAAUGCAUCAAAUAAAGUUGGUAAAGGGAAUAUAAGCAAGCCAGAAUGCAUACAAGUACUGUUUCCUCCUACGAAAGUCAACCUGUCUAUGGAUAGCCUGGUCACGGAAGGACAGAACAUGACUGUCAACUGCACUGCUGAAAGCAACCCAAAAUCAAAUUUCAUCUUUAAAAGAUUGUCAGGAGGGAAAAAUUUACAGCCCGUCAUCCUACGGCCCGUCAGCGGAAAACCAAAUACUUACCAGCAUACAUUUACAGUGACUUCAACCGACGCAGGCGUUUAUAAGUGUGAAGCCUCAAACAACCUAGGAACAAACAACAGCAUGCACAGGAAACUGGUGGUGAAAUAUGCUCCCAAAGAGGUGAAAGUAGAAGCCAGUCAGUCUGGUUUUGUUGUGAACGAAAACCAGAACUUCACCCUGAACUGCAGAGCAAAUUCCUUCCCAAACAUGACUUUUGUCACCUGGACAAAGAUGACUAAUGGGAAGGAUGAACCCAUCCCAGACGCUCAUCAGGCUUCUUUCUCUGUGCAGUCUGCCAGUCCCUCGGACAGCGGACUGUACAGCUGCACAGUCGCAAAUGAAGUUGGACGUAAUAAAUCACAGCAAGUUGAGAUUAAAGUCAAGUAUGCUCCAAAACACAUAAAGAUCACUCAAGGUCCAGUGCAGCAGCGGGUUGAUGGGAAACGUUUUGUGAUUCUGAGUUGCAGCAGUCACUCCUAUCCUCCAGUCGAAUAUUCAUGGUACAAUAAAGUGGAGAUGGGCAGCACUAAGCUUAGCAAUGGACAGAACAUUACAGUGGAAGAGUCAACACAACAACUGGGAGAGUACUACUGCAUUGCAAAAAAUGAGAUAAGCAGCAAAGAGUCAGAAGUAGUCAUUCCGUUUGAUGACAGUGCCAUGAAGGUCGUGAAGCUCUUCUUUUUGUCUUGUUUUAUUUUGCUCUUUCCACUUUUAAUGUUCUUAGUAUGCAGACAGAGGACAAACAAAUCCAGACGACGGCCAACUGUGAACACAUGGCCCUGUUUUGGUUUUCUGGCUUGGUGGAAUCGAAAAAGGAGCAUUAAUCAGAUGAAUGAGACUCGUUUGGUUGAGCCUUCCAGGAGCAGAGAUGACCUCUUACCAGACCAGCCAUGCCGUGCAAGGGGCCAACAAUGGCAGCCUCAUCCAGACAGAACGCCUGCCCUUCCCAUCAACACUGUUUACUGCACUGUGAAUUUACCUAAAGGACAACAGGCUCCCUCUGCACAAAAGCCAAAGAUAACGAAUGGAGGACACACGGAGAGCGAUUCUCUCAACUAUGCUUCUCUACAGUUUGUGAAUAAGCAAAAGACACCAGAAGAUGUGUAUGCUCGAGUGUCAAAGUCGAAUUCAUCAGAAGAGAAAGAACAAGAAAAUCUGGGGGACUACGAGAACGUUAGUGCAGCAUGUGCAGCCAGACCUCCUAGUCUGUAUGAGUCCGACGACACGGACACCAGUGAUGAAGAAGUGACGGUCAACUAUUCACAGGUGAUCUUUAAGCCAAAGUUUGGACAACAGAGAGCUAACAGACUCUCCAGCAGCUCUGCAGAGGAGACUGAAUACUCCGAGGUCAAAAUCUGAGUUAAGAUAUUUCUGUCCUUCAAGGAUAUCCUAAAAUAUGUUCAUAAACAAUCACCAGGGUUAGUACAGUAAAUUGUGUCUGGAUAAAUGUACAUAAAAAUAUGACAAAAUGCCAGUUAUUUUUUUCUGAUAUAUGUUACAGCACCUGUAUGUAUAAAGUUGUAUUUCAUAAUCUGCUUUAGCUUUUUUUUUACUCCAGUUGCAAUUGCUUUUUUUUUAAAAUAAAUGUAGACAUAUUUAUGUAUUUUACCUAAAACACAAAGUUAUCAAUAAAAAAAAAUGUUAAACAAG
Molecule: messenger RNA, 3601 nt
Organism: Mugil cephalus (flathead mullet)
Lineage: Eukaryota; Metazoa; Chordata; Actinopteri; Mugiliformes; Mugilidae
Exons: 17
Coding region: 200-3310 (1036 amino acids)
Source: RefSeq, a predicted model, not a curated record